CCUCACUACAACAGACAUGAUGUACCAGGCUUUUCUGCUGACGAUCCCUCUACUGAUGGCGUUUCAGACGUCAAACACUUCACCGCUUGAUUCUGUAAAAACGAUUGAGCAGCCAAGACCUCCAAAAGUUAGCUUGAACCGUCUUGAUGAGCUAAGAAAUAGGGCUAAUUUCAUUGGCAGAAGCUGCAAGGAAGUUAAGGACAGAUAUGGUCAAGCUGAGGACGGUCUGUACUACCUAACCACAGCUACUGGGGUGGUGUACCAGACCUUCUGCGACAUGACCACAGCGGGCGGCGGCUGGACUCUGGUGGCAAGCGUGCACGAGGACAACAUCUACGGGAAAUGCACGGUGGGCGAUCGUUGGACCAGCCAGCAGGGCAACAACGCCAACUGGCCACAAGGGGAAGGCAACUGGGCUAACAGGAAGACUUUCGGAACAGUGGAGGGAGCCACAGACGAUGACUUCAAGAAUCCUGGCUACUACGACAUAGAUGCAGAAGACAUGUCAGUCUGGCACGUUCCCAACAACACGCCCUUUUACCACUGGAACCUGGCUGCCAUCAUGCGCUACCACACUGACAGGCGCUUCCUCCAUCUGUACGGGGGAAACCUGUACAACCUCUUCCACCGCUACCCGGUCGAGUACAAUGUUGGAAAACACAUGUCCGACAAUGGACCCUCCAUUCCCAUAGUGUAUGACCUCGGGGACAAAGAGUCCACCAAAAUGUUCUAUGGCCCUAACACUAGAGGGGAGACUGAGGGAGGCUUCAUCAGUUUCAGAGCCAUAAACCAUGAACGGGCGGCCACAGCCAUCUGCUCUGGGGUCAAACCCAAAAGUGGUAAUGUUGAACACUACUGUAUUGGAGGAGGUGGGUUUUUCCCUGAGGGUAACCCUCUUCAGUGUGGGGAUUUCACUGGCUUUGCCUGGAAUGGCUAUGGGACCCAUAUAGGCUUUAGUGCAUCAAAACAGAUGCUUAAGUCAGCGGUGUUACUCUUUUACCGCUAAUUCACCAUGCAUUUACUUUUCUUUAUUGUAUGAUAGAUAGAUUUUGAAAUGAAAAGUACAUUUAGGAAAUUCUGGUAAUACCUUUUAUCAUUAUUAUCUAUUCAUUCCAUUACUAUAAAGAAAUAGCAUAAAGCAAUAACUCUUCCAUAAAUCAUAAAAAUAUUUGCGUCUCAUACAAUCAUUAAAUUUGUAUAGCUGAUAGUGACAAAUAUUAUUAUGUCAUGUGAGGCUCUUAAUAACUGAAUUACUGUAAGGUUACUGUAAACCACUUUGUGACACCUGUUGUGUUGUGGUGAUGGGGGUUGGAAAUUGAGUUUAUGGAUUGUGUGUGUUUGUUUGAACUUUCUUCCUGCAACAAUAAACUAGUCUAGAGAUCUGAGAGCAUGAAA
Coregonus clupeaformis (lake whitefish) is the source of this 1395-nucleotide messenger RNA. Its product is annotated as intelectin-like. Gene Ontology annotation, molecular function: oligosaccharide binding. The coding region runs from base 17 to 1006 and encodes 329 amino acids. The transcript has a single exon. NCBI's taxonomy places the organism in Eukaryota, Metazoa, Chordata, Actinopteri, Salmoniformes, Salmonidae. The record is from RefSeq and is a predicted model, not a curated record.